Messenger RNA from Somion occarium, 2906 nucleotides. NCBI's taxonomy places the organism in Eukaryota, Fungi, Basidiomycota, Agaricomycetes, Polyporales, Cerrenaceae. The record is from the annotation of a GenBank genome assembly.
CAUCCUCCCGUCAUGGCCAAUGUUGUGUUCCAAAGUCAUCAGGAAUAUCGUCGGAUAAUAGUAUUCUCGCAUCAUAGGAUACUAGCAGGGGUCAUGUAAUACGUUGCAAUACUUACCGCUACUUACUCUGCAUGCAACUCCUUCUACAAGAUUCUUUACCUGUGGUGUACUAUUGAAGGGUUCAAGGCAAUGCAAACGACUUCUACCUUUAACCGGCUGGCACGGAUCUGGGUCAAUGGCGGCCAAAUAUGCCAUUGACGAUGCUGCGCAUGCAAUGAUCCACUUUUCAGCAGUCUACUUUGUUUACUAGGGCUUCUAAACACGGUGGUUGAGGCACUGGUAAUUGGGUCUCACCCAGCCACGGCGAGCUGAGAGAGUCAGAUGUCUGCAGAUUCUGUUGCCCCCUUCCCUCCCCCGACUCGUUCGCUCUUGCUACUCCCAUUAUUGCAGUACCCUCUUGGAACAUAUUCCCCUCUACCCACGUGUAUUUCUUGCAUCCAUGGACGGAUUUUCGACAGCCGCCGGCGCGAUUGCAUUGUUCGAACUGCUCUGCAAAAUUGGCCCUGCGAUUUCUCAACGUUAUUCAGACUAUAAGGAUGCGGAACCCUCUGUUCGAGCCUUUGUGGAGGAAAUCAAAGCUAACAUGGAAACUCUCCAAGAACUAAUCACAUUCGUUGAGCAACGGGAUCAGCAUUCGUCGCCUCAGGGAAUCCAGCGCCUCAAGGCCUUGUCUCCGUUGCUGAAGGAGAACACGGCUCAACGCACCCUGCUGGAGGAUCUGACAAAGAUGUUGAAAUGGUUGAACGAUCAGAACGCCAUGAAUGGGAGGAUGAUGCUUAAACAGAAAGUGAUGUGGUCGGUGAAGGGCAAGAAGAAGGUCGAGAAACUUUUGCCCUGCUUGGCCCGUCAUAGAGAACAGUUCAUUCUUGCACUCUCGAUCCAAUCUUGUCACAUCGGAAAUGAGCUUGGACAGAUCAUGCAGACGCUCUCGGAUCGUCAGGACACGAGAGACAUUGCGAAGCACACGGCCAUAUCUGGUUGUGUUAAAGCAGGAGCUUACUCGUGGCUCCUCGAGGAUCCCGAUUUCACGGCAUGGCGCAAGUCUGAGGCAGGCGGCGUCCUUUGUCUUCGCAGCAAGCCUGGAAAUGAUACAACUGCUUUGACUUACACCGUAAUCGAAGAACUUGCGAAGGCCCCAAAACAACCGGGACAACUUGUCCUUUAUCAUUACUGCGACGCAAACGAUUCGAAAUCCCUCAACGCGGACACGUUUGUUCGAAUGCUUCUUGUUCAACUCAUCCACGUCGAUCGUUCUGGCAUCAUUGCACACAUUCUUGGAAAGAAACGAUUAGAGCGACACACCGGGCUCCCCGACCUUGACGAAUUAUUCGAGCUUCUUGCAACAGCAAUGCAAGAUCUCAGUUCUCCCCCUGUCAUUGUGGUCGAUAGGCUGGACAAAUGCACCACCAAGGAAACACUGGGACUUUACAUCGAGGGUCUGAUGGAACGGGUGCCCCAAACCUGUCUAUUUCUGACCAGCUGCGAGGAUGUUAACCUACUCAACUCGCAGUCUCAGUUGCGUUCCAUCUACAUGCCUGACCAUACCGGGGACUCCUCGAAUAACGCUGUCAAUUGCACCAAAGCAACUACAUGGAAACCACCUAUCGGUGUUUAUCAAGUCAAGUUGAGGUUCUCUCAAGUUACAGUGUCUGCUAACAUAUGUGUAUCUCAAAGGGGGAACUCCUCCCAAAAGAAUUUUGGACAACACAGAAAACAUUCAUCACCUUUAGGCGCAUCGCUGAACAUUGAUCAUAUGGAUGAUAUGCGUACGAGUGAAAUACUGUCAGUGCCACUGUCUUGCGGUGACAUUGGCAUAACCUUACAUCCCAGCGCCUUUUUUUGUGUACAACUGGGGUAAUGAUAGUCUCCCGUAGGCAGCCGUUAAUACGAGUCUAUUGGAGAGGAGGAGAGAUGUCAACGGGGGUGGGUGUCUGAAGCACCACAAGAUCAUGCCAACGCCCACAGUGACGCGUUUCAACGCGUGAAAAUGCACCAGGGGCCAAAGGGGGCCGGAAGAAUACUACCUAUUGAGAAGCAAACACAGUAGAGGCCAAGUAUCACAAUUGUAACAGCUGUCAGCAUCAAGUAGAGAACAGACAGCGGCGAGGCCACCAAGCGAUGACACGCAGCCAGCGCAGGUAGUUGACGUGUCUUCAGCGCGUCGAGAAGAGUCGAUACGUAGCGACGAAGUUGAAAGCUAGAGUCGGGAGUCGUAAGGAAAAGUCUAAGAGGAUCCCAAUACAAAUCGCACCAGCUAUGUAGCGAAUGGACGAGAGGCAGGGUGACGGUUCCUGUAGAGUGUGGUGAGUCGGCGAUGGUGCUUACCAGGCACUGACGGCGCUCGCCCCGCACUGUCGUCACUCUCAACAUCUCCCAUCGCCUGUACCGGGUCGCGUUCAAUAUGCAUGGAUGUAACAAGGGCCUAUAAUACUGUUAGAGAGGACCGCCGUCGACGUCGAAAUACAUGUAUGGAUCUGAGAAAUCUGAGCAUCUCCAGAGGGAAGGCAAAACAACAACAACAAAAGCGUAAGUUCAGAGAGGAACAGUCGCAAUAUCCAGCAUAGGAACGGGGGUCAAACAUCUGCCCAGCCACCUUCGUCCAAUUUAUAAGAAGCUUCGCUUUCCGGCCGAUCAGGACUAUCCACAAGCUUUGCAACUCUUUCUUCUGCACGACCUAUAUGAUUGCAGGGAGGCAAGGUGAACAAGCAGCAAAAGGCCCAGGCUAGUCCAGAUCCAAGGGGAGGUAGGCAGACCUUUCCUAAGGAACAUCCGUGUAGCUGAAGCAUGAGAGAGAAUAUGCCCGCCAAUAGGCUUGAGAGCUCCACCUGCGACAAAGGUCAUUGUUG